Messenger RNA from Solea solea (common sole), 1579 nucleotides. RefSeq names its product B-cell receptor CD22-like. The record is from RefSeq and is a predicted model, not a curated record. NCBI's taxonomy places the organism in Eukaryota, Metazoa, Chordata, Actinopteri, Pleuronectiformes, Soleidae. The transcript has 8 exons. The coding region runs from base 178 to 1449 and encodes 423 amino acids.
CAAGUUUACCAGGUCCAAAUUCCACUGUUCACACUGGACAUUGGGCACCAGAGCACACAGCUCCUCCCGGUCCAAAGCCAACCCAAGGUUGUUGUAGCUCAGGUCCAGCUCCGUCAGGUGGUGGGAGCCCUUUGCCUUCAGAGCAAAGGUCGACUGGUGAAACCAGGUGGGAGGAGCAUGUUUGAGUCUGUCUGUGGCUUCAUCCACACAGGUGUUUCAGGUGAUUGUCCGGAUGCCCAUCUCUUCAUCACUGCACCACAGAAGAUACAAGCACUGACAGGAUCAUGUGUGUGGAUUUUCUGCAGCUUCGAACCUGUGACCACUGAGGAGACGUUAUCCGGCGUGUGGAUCAAAAAGAACCCCCAGUUUGACCAAAAUCCCAACAUCGUGAUCUUCAACAGCACCAAUAAAAAAAACAUCUACAGCGGUGAAAUAAGAGGAAACCUGAAGGAACAAAACUGUAGCACAGUGUUUUACAACGUACAGACAAACUUCACCGACAAAUACUUCUUCAGGAUUGAGAGCAAGUCAUUCAAGGCAACAGCUAGUUGUAAUUCUGUUUACAUCAAUGUUACAGAUUCUCCUCCAAGCCCCACCCUUGAAAUACCACCAGAUCUGAAGGAGAACGAGUCUGUGACUCUUACCUGCUCAGCUCCCACCCCCUGUCCUGGCUCCGCCCCUCGACUCACCUGGCAUCUCCAACAGGACUCUCCCAACGAGAUAAAGAAAAACCCGAAUGGAACCUUUACGACGAGAAUCAAACGCACCUUUAUUUUGUCGGACAGAGACGACGGACGCAGCGUCGGCUGUUCUGCUGUGUAUCCUGUGAAUGAAGGACAAGAGAGGACAGUGGAGAAGAACGUGUCUCUCAGUGUUUCAUAUGCACCCAAGGACACAGUGGUGUCCAUCAGCAGGUCAGAAGGUCACCAGGUGAACAUGACCUGCUCCAGCAGAGCCAAACCUUCUGUCAGCAGAUUCUCCUGGUUCAAGAAGAACCUCGGCAGAGACGUGGAGGUGGCUGAAGGAGCUGAUCUCAGCAUCACAGAUGGAGGCGUUUAUUUCUGCGAGGCCUUCAAUGCUGUUGGUCAGCAGAGGUCAGCAGAGAUCCAGCUCACAGAAAAAUCUCUAGUGUGGAAACUGAUCGUCGGAGGAAUCAUUGGGUUUGUACUUCUCGUUUGCGUCGUCAUCUUUGUUUGUUAUUGGAAGUCCAAACGUCCAUCUGUCCCUCAGACUCUGCGUCCAGCAGGUGGCGUUCACGUCGACCCACAGUCAGACGGAGAAAACAUACAUUACGGAGAAAUCGACUUCUCCAAGUGGAGACAUGAGGCGUCCUCCUCGCUCGUGCCACAGGACGGGGGACAAAAGCAGGACACGGUGUACGCGCAGGUCAACACGUCCACGUCCACUGAAGGCCACGAGGACAUCUACGCUCAAGUGAAGAAAAACUGAGCCAUGUUUGGUUUUUGUGAAGUCAAAACUUAGUUUCAUACAAUUCAUGUGAAAUAUGCUUUUAUUUUUAUUCAAACAUGUCUUUUUUUAAGGCUUUUUUCUGUAUUAUUCCUUUAAUCUACUGUAAUUU